GCCUCGCACAAUGGGCCAUGGAGUUCCCGUUCGAUGUGGACGCGCUGCUCCCGGAGCGGAUCACGGUGCUGGACCAGCACCUGCGGCCCCCGGCCCGCCGACCCGGAACCACAACGCCGGCCCGUGUUGAUCUGCAGCAGCAAAUUAUGACCAUUGUAGAUGAAUUGGGCAAGGCUUCUGCCAAGGCCCAGCAUCUUCCUGCUCCCAUCACCAGUGCAUCGAGGAUGCAGAGUAACCGCCAUGUUAUGUACGUGCUCAAAGACACUUCAGCUCGACCGGCUGGAAAAGGAGCCAUUAUUGGGUUCCUCAAAGUUGGAUAUAAGAAACUCUUUGUACUGGAUGAUCGUGAGGCUCACAAUGAGGUAGAACCACUUUGCAUCCUGGACUUUUACAUCCAUGAGUCAGUUCAGCGCCAUGGCCAUGGGCGAGAACUCUUCCAGUAUAUGUUGCAGAAGGAGCGAGUUGAACCACACCAACUGGCCAUUGACCGACCCUCACAGAAGCUGCUGAAGUUCCUGAAUAAACACUACAACCUGGAGACCACAGUCCCACAGGUGAACAACUUUGUGAUCUUCGAAGGCUUCUUUGCCCAUCAGCAUCCUCCAGCAAGGAAGCUGCCGCCCAAGAGAGCAGAGGGAGACAUUAAGCCAUACUCCUCUAGUGACCGAGAAUUUCUGAAAGUAGCUGUGGAGCCUCCUUGGCCCCUAAACAGGGCCCCUCGUCGUGCUACACCUCCAGCCCACCCACCCCCCCGCUCCAGCAGCCUGGGAAACUCGCCAGAACGGGGCCCCCUCCGCCCCUUUGUGCCAGAGCAGGAGCUGCUGCGUUCCCUGCGCCUCUGUCCCCCACACCCUACCGCCCGCCUUCUGCUGGCUACUGACCCUGGGGGCAGCCCAGCCCAACGUCGCCGCACCAGGUAAUAGAGUUGGAGGGUUAGGGAGCCUCAGGACUGUCAGAGAGGGUGUUAGAAAUGGCAGAGGGCAGCUUGAAUCCAUCAGAGACAUGAAGCGAUAGGAUAAGUGGAUUGGAAAGUCCUGAAACCUUUCAAGAAGAAUAUAUUGGAAAAUAUUUGUGGGAGUGGUCUAGAAAUAAAUUACAGUGAAGGAGCUGAACAGGACUUUAUAUGGAGUCUAGGGACUCUAGUUAAAGUGAGAGUUGGGAGGAAGGGUAAGAAGAACACAGAUCCAUUUGUUGGGGGGAGACUGAGCCUCUAAGAUUGGGGAAAUCUUGCUUUAAUACUUGCUGGGAAGGGGCAGUAUCUCUGACAGUUUAGGGAGCCACUGACCCCAGGUCAGGGCCUGUGUGGCAGGAGCCCAUCCCAGCAAGCAGAGUGGGCAUCUCCUUUAUUUCUCUCCCUAGCUUUUUCUUCACCUCUGACUUCUCUGUUUUUCUCUCUUCCCCAUUUUCCCUCUCCCUUCCUCCUGUCCAUAACAUCCUUCCACAGCUCCCUUCCCCGCUCUGAUGAGAGUCGAUACUGACAGACAGCUAACCCCCUCCCCUCCCUGGGAGACCUGGGGUGGGCAGAGACCCCUUUCCCUGAAAACCCCAGACCCACUCUUCCAUUGCAUCCCCCAGGAUCUCAUGGAACCUGACAGAAUCCACAGGAUUCCCUCUUCCCCUUUCCUGGACAGCUGGGUUGUCAGGGUCCCAGAUGACCUAAUACUUUGUAGUUUUUCUUACCAUAGAAAACACCCCUUCUCUCCUAACUUGGGCUCUGAACACUCUCCCAAUAGACAGCCCGAUUCGCUGCCAGACCCCUUGGUUGGGUGGCUCAUACUAAUUAUCCAGAGAAGCACACUCUUGCUUGCUGUCAGAUUCUAGAACACUGUGGAAGGUCCAAGGACCUCCUCUGCCAGGGAAACCUUUUAAGUCUUGUCUAUGGAAUAAUUCACAUAUUCCCUCUACAGUGUCUGCUGGUGGCUCUAAUAACUGUUUUGUGCUGCCUACCACACUUACCCUUUCAGCCUGCUGAUGCCAACCAAUGAGCUCUGCUUCAGAGCAGUCCAAUUAAGUAGGACAGGGACUUACCAGCUCCCCAAAGAGAUCCACUCAACAUUGCCAAACUCUUAAUUUCCACGUUUUGUGUAUGUGUAUGUAUCGAGGAACCUCCAAGCCAAUGUCUGCUUUGGGGCUCUAAAGACUUGCCACACUUCUAGAGACACCACCACCUCCCCCAGAUCCAGAUUCUAUGAAGGAGUUGGUUUCUUGGCAGUAGAUCCCAGCAAGGACCCUGGGAUCACUCUUAGCCUUGUUUCAGAAGAUAAGCCUGAGUCUCAAGGAUCUAUUAGCUCCUAGAAUCCCCUCUCACAUCCAUCCCUCCCCAGUAGCUAGAUGCUGAUAAUUUCCUGUCUUGUGAGAUUGUCUUGAGAAGAUGGGGGAACUCUUCCUCUGGCCUUCCUUUCUUCUUUCCUCCAUAGCAAGAACCUUCUUCCCUGCUCCAUACCCAGGGUAUAGAACAAACCCUUUCCCUCGCUACCCUCUGAAUAUGUGGUAGAUCAGGUACCCCCACUGCCUACUGUGUUCCCCCAAAUCCUUGGGAGCAGGAUCUCCCUCUCUCCCAACUCACUCCUUUUUCUUCUCCCUCUCAGUGUUGUCUGAAUAAAGUGUGAAUUCUUUUGUGUUUUUUAAAUGGACAUUUUCAAUGAAAAAAACACCAAAAAAACCUUAAGGUCUCAGCCUCAUUUGUGCGUCACCCCUUAUUUUCCUGGGAUCUCAGGACUUCUGUCCCCCUCAUCUUCCUCUGAGAUCUGUAGAUCUUCCAUCAAGGAGUCUCUGAGCUCCCCUUGCAGGAUCUGGUGUCUGCCCAUCCCCAUUUUCAUUGGUAGAUCUCCUGCGGAUUCUGUCUCCUCUCAUGUAGUCGCUGGAUCCCUUUGUGUAGGCUUCUAUAGCUACUCCCCCAUUCCCUCCAGAAACCUCCAGCUCUCCCCAGUGACUUCUACCCCUCACCCCAGGCCAGCGGUUGCUGAGAUGUCAAGAUUUACCAUCCUCUCUGGGAUCCACUUAUUAACUGCCUCCCAACUCUUCCCUGGAUUCCUCUUCCCACUCUGAUUUCCUGCCCUCUCUCCCACUAAACCCUUGGAUCUCUCUCAAGACAAUCCCUUACUGGGUUGAGAGUCUAACACAGACAGUUACCUAUCCUCCAAAGGCUCCCUUCCUUUUCCUCCUAAAUACGGCCUUGCCACUCCCUAUUUGCCUUUGGCCUGAGGUAUCCUAUAAUUAAGGUAACCAUGUUUUCCAAACCAAACAUCAGGGCACCUGGUCCAACAAAUUCUUUUUUGCCUACAUGUGAGUCUGUUUUUAUGACAUGAUUUGGAUCACAUUUAGCCUUACUUUUAACACAUUACCUCAACUAGAAAUAAUAAAGCAACAAAUCAGGACUGCUCCAGAAAAUCCUGGGGUAUAAAAUGAGCUCCCUCCACUUUUCUGGGGCACAGCUUAGAUUAAACUCCCUUAGGAAUAAUUACCCCCUCCUCUUUGUUCCUUUGCUAUUCCUUUUAUUCAUCUCCUCUGAUCCCUCCAUACCCACUCAUCUUUCAUCCUGUAGCCUCCUCCCCAUCAUCUCCCAUUUCUU
Molecule: messenger RNA, 3571 nt
Organism: Diceros bicornis minor
Lineage: Eukaryota; Metazoa; Chordata; Mammalia; Perissodactyla; Rhinocerotidae
Gene: ATAT1
Product: alpha tubulin acetyltransferase 1
Exons: 9
Coding region: 18-920 (300 amino acids)
Biological process (GO): alpha-tubulin acetylation
Cellular component (GO): microtubule
Molecular function (GO): tubulin N-acetyltransferase activity
Source: RefSeq, a predicted model, not a curated record